Molecule: messenger RNA, 1510 nt
Organism: Anoplopoma fimbria (sablefish)
Lineage: Eukaryota; Metazoa; Chordata; Actinopteri; Perciformes; Anoplopomatidae
Gene: elp6
Product: elongator acetyltransferase complex subunit 6
Exons: 7
Coding region: 246-1079 (277 amino acids)
Biological process (GO): tRNA wobble uridine modification
Cellular component (GO): elongator holoenzyme complex
Source: RefSeq, a predicted model, not a curated record
AGUGAGACCUCCCGUCAGCGCUUUACUACUCUUUGGUAACACGCAUGCUACUUGACGUUAGCAUAGCAGCUAAAGGAGAAUAAAGCAUUAAAAUGAUGGAGUAAAGCAGAAUAUUUGCAGUUCUUUUUUACCUAUGCAUUAACAAGACACUAAGUCCUAUCUGGUGACGUUAGUUCAGCUCUCUAACAACCCUUUUAGUCUGUAUUAUUCACAGUUUGGAUAGCUAAGUGAGGUUAAAGUUAGCCAUGUUUACAGAGCUCAACAGCAUCCUGAACACCUCUCCUGACAGCUUCACUCAGGGGGAGUGUGUCCUGCUGUCAGACAGACACAGUGAUGCCUCUUUCCUCAUUCACCACUUCCUGUCUUUGUACCUAAGAGCACGCUGCAGAGUGAUGUUCCUGGGUUUGGUGCAGUCCUUCAACCAUUACAGUGCAAUCAGUCAGAGGCUGGGUGUAAGCCUGACACAGGCUAAGGAAAAGGGUCAACUGGUUUUCCUAGAGGGACUGAAGGAGUCGCUGUCUGUUUUGAUUCCUCAAGAAGCUGAGACAGGAAGUCAAGCCAUGGACUUCCUCAGGGAUCCUGCCGUUGGCCUGAAGAGUCUCUACGAGUUUGUCCGGUCCAGUGCGAUCAGUUCCGGCGGCGGUGAAGAGGAGGCGGACGGGGCCGAGGAGUGGGGACCCGCGGUGUUGCUGGUGGAUGACCUCAGUGUGCUUCUGAGUCUGGGGGUGAGCGUUGAAUCCGUUCUCGACUUCAGCCACUACUGCCGAGCCACCGUCUGCUCCCAGCUACAGGGCAAUGUGGUGAUGCUGACACGCUGUGAUGGGGUAGAAGAGGAGGACGACGGAGAUGACGAAGGCUUAGAGAGACUUCUGAAGGGCCUCACCCACCAGUGUAGCCUCAGUCUUCAUGUACAGGGUCUCCCCACUGGCUACUGCAGGGACAUACACGGGCAGGUGGAAGUGUGCUGGAGGAGGAGACAAGGCGACGGGCAGUACACACAGAAGAAACUCUUUCAGUACAAGGUCAAUGAUAAAGGAGCCUCCUUCUUCGCUCCCGGGACGUCCAGCGCCGUUCUCUAGUUCCACCGUUCACCGUCCUUGUUUGCCUUUUUGUCUCUUUGACUGUUAUAUAUUUACACAACACCAGACGACACACGUUGGGUGUUUAUCUGCCAAAGUAGUUUGUGAACCGGACAAAUUCACCAACCAUAGAGAGUUACGUUUGGAUGCUCGCCAGUGUCAACGACCCGGACUGGACCCCAGACUGGGCCCCAGCCUGUCUGGAGGAAGGACGCCGUAUUCCUGCCAGCUGAUAGCCUGCUUUCAAACCUCUGAAUCGCUGCCCACUUCUCUUACUUUGUUUUUUUCUUUCAGCUAUUCAAAUAAGUGAAGUGCAAACAAAGUGACAAAUGAGUUUAAUUAUUGGGCUGGUUUGCUGCAGACUCAUGCCAUUGUCAAUAAUUGGUUAAUAGUUGAGUCAAUGUUUUGUGUGCGGACAUGCAUGAAUGAGA